CUCUUUAAGUCUCAGAAUAUGGCGGAGACAGAGGAGCCUGCAGCUGCCGGUGGUUGUGCUGAAGUGAGGACGGUCCUGUUGGGUCAGACGGGUUCAGGCAGGAGUUCUGUUGGAAACACUAUUUUGGGUCGAGACGCUUUCUGGACGGACGUCUCGCCCUUGUCGGUCACCGCUCGGUGCCAGAGGGCGGGAGGCGUGGUGGAGGGGCGGAGACUGGAGGUGAUCGACACUCCCGGGUUCUUCCACACUUGCCUGAGCCCUGAUGAGGUCCGUACAGAGCUGAGCAGGUGUGUGAACCUGGCAGAACCCGGUCCACACGUGUUCCUGUUGGUGUUGAGACCCUGCAGACAAACCCACGAGCAGAGAUCCGGUCUGGACUGGUUCAGCACUGUGUUUGGACCACAGUUUCUCAGAUACACCAUCAUCCUCAUCACUUGGGGUGACACACUGAGAGCAAAACCUGCAGAAGACUUCCUGAAGGAGAGCGAGGAACUGUGGGAGUUUGUGUGCGGGUGUACUGGAGGCUAUCAUGUGUUUGAUAAUACUAGAGGUCAUGAGGAGAGGUCACAGGUCACCGAGCUGAUGAAGAGGAUAGAUGUACUUAUACAGCAUAACGAAGGAACGUAUUACACCAGUGACAUGCUCCUGCGGGCCGAGACGGCCAUACGCCACAUACAGAGAAGGAUUCUGGGAGAGGAAGAAGAUGAGGAGCUUCAGAAGACAGAGGAGCGAGCAGGACAGGAUGAAGAGGAGGCAAGGAAGAGGGCGGAGCGUUUGUUUUGGAACGAGCUGGUCACGGCCAUGGGUCACGGAGCGAUAGAAGCGUCUGGAGUGCUGGAGAAAGGGAAGGGCAAAGGGAAGAAAGUGAAAGCCGUACAGAGGGCGGUGGCCAUCGCAUCUACACCCCUGUCACUCACAACCGCUGCUAAAGUGAUGGGAGGAGCCAUAAGAGAGGGCACGAAAAUACUGUACAAACACAAGAAAACACUACUGCACUGAGAAGAACAGUUCAGGAAAAAAUGUCAAUUAAACCAACUCAAUGCAGAAUUCGUCUUUGAUGGUGCUCAGCUGCUGCCAGAAAUGAUGAAAAUUACCCACAAAGCAUCAUUAAAGUAUAGACAACUCAUGAACUAAAGACCAAGCAAUGUGAAUGUUUGUGUGAAGAACAGAGCGAUCGCUCACAUCACUGAUUAUAUUACAUUAAUGUUACAUUCUGCAUCACAUCAACUGAAAUUAAAACAUGUGCAU
Molecule: messenger RNA, 1248 nt
Organism: Misgurnus anguillicaudatus (oriental weatherfish)
Lineage: Eukaryota; Metazoa; Chordata; Actinopteri; Cypriniformes; Cobitidae
Product: GTPase IMAP family member 7
Molecular function (GO): GTP binding
Source: RefSeq, a predicted model, not a curated record